This is a messenger RNA of Grammomys surdaster, 8955 nucleotides long. RefSeq names its product sushi, nidogen and EGF like domains 1 (gene Sned1). Gene Ontology annotation, biological process: cell-matrix adhesion; Notch signaling pathway. The record is from RefSeq and is a predicted model, not a curated record. Lineage: Eukaryota; Metazoa; Chordata; Mammalia; Rodentia; Muridae. The transcript is spliced from 31 exons. Gene Ontology annotation, molecular function: calcium ion binding; Notch binding. Bases 93 to 4304 code for a protein of 1403 amino acids.
CGAGCUAGCGGGAGGAGACGGUGCGGCCAGUCGGCCGUGCGGUGACUGCAGCCACCUGCCCGAGCCCCGUGGCCCGCCCUCAGAUCCCGGCGAUGCGCCGUGGCGCCGCCUGGGCGCUGCUGCUGGCCGCAGCCCUGGGGCUCGGGGCGCGCGGGGUGCGCGCUGCGGUGGCCCUCGCCGAUUUCUACCCGUUCGGCACGAAGCGCGGCGACGCCGUCACCCCGAAGCAGGACGACGGCGGCUCAGGGCUGCAGCCCCUCUCGGUGCCCUUCCCGUUCUUCGGCGCCGAGCACUCCGGACUCUAUGUGAACAAUAACGGGAUCAUCUCCUUCCUGAAGGAAGUUUCUCAGUUCACCCCUGUGGCCUUCCCCAUCGCCAAAGACCGCUGUGUGGUAGCGGCCUUCUGGGCAGAUGUGGACAACCGACGUGCAGGUGAUGUCUACUACCGGGAGGCCACUGACCCAGCCACGCUGAAUAGAGCCACGGAGGACAUCAGACGGUACUUUCCUGAGCUCCCGGACUUCUCUGCUACCUGGGUUUUUGUGGCCACCUGGUACCGUGUCACCUUCUUUGGAGGCAGCAGCUCUUCCCCCGUGAACACAUUCCAAACGGUGCUCAUCACCGACGGCCGGUUCUCCUUCACCAUCUUCAACUAUGAGUCCAUCUUGUGGACCACAGGCACACACGCCAGCAGCGGGGGCGAUGCUGAUGGCUUGGGAGGCAUUGCAGCCCAGGCAGGUUUCAACGCAGGUGAUGGGCACCGCUACUUCAACAUCCCCGGGUCGCGCACAGCAGACAUGGCUGAAGUGGAGACCACCACCAACGUGGGCGUGCCCGGGCGCUGGGCGUUUAGAAUCGAUGAUGCCCAGGUGCGCGUGGGGGGCUGCGGCCAUACAACGUCUGUGUGCCUGGUCCUGCGUCCAUGUCUCAAUGGUGGCAAGUGCAUCGAUGACUGUGUCACAGGCAAUCCCUCCUACACCUGCUCCUGUCUCGCUGGCUUCACAGGCCGAAGAUGCCACCUGGAUGUGAACGAGUGUGCUUCCCACCCCUGUCAGAAUGGUGGGACCUGCACCCAUGGUGUCAACAGCUUCAGCUGCCAGUGCCCAGCCGGCUUCCAGGGACCCACCUGUGAAUCGGCCCAGUCUCCGUGUGACAACAAAGUGUGUCAAAAUGGUGGACAGUGCCAGGCAGAGAGCAGCUCUGCAGUAUGUGUGUGUCAGCCUGGAUACACUGGGGCCACCUGUGAGACAGAUGUGGAUGAAUGCAGCUCUGAGCCAUGCCUGAAUGGGGGAUCAUGUGUUGAUCUUGUUGGGAACUACAGCUGUCUCUGUGUGGAGCCCUUCGAGGGACAUCAGUGUGAGACAGGAAGCUCCCUGGUGCCUUCGCCCUGCCUCUCCAACCCCUGCCAGAACGGGGGCACCUGUGUGGAUGCUGAUGAGGGAUACGUGUGCGAAUGCCCUGAAGGUUUCAUGGGCUUGGACUGCAGAGAAAGGACCCUCAAUGAGUGCGAGUGCCGGAACGGAGGCAGAUGCCUGGGUCCCAACACCACACUCUGCCAGUGUCCUCCAGGCUUCUUUGGGCUCUUCUGUGAAUUUGAAGUCACAGCCACACCCUGCAACAUGAACACGCAGUGUCCAGAUGGAGGCUACUGCAUGGAAUAUGGCGGAAGCUACCUGUGUGUCUGCCACACAGACCACAACAUCAGCCACUCUCUGCCAUCGCCCUGCGACUCAGACCCUUGCUUUAAUGGAGGUUCCUGUGAUGCCCACGAGGACUCCUACACGUGCGAGUGCCCUCGUGGAUUCCAUGGCAGGCACUGCGAGAAAGCCCGGCCACACCUGUGCAGUUCAGGGCCCUGCCGGAAUGGGGGCACAUGCAAGGAGACAGGCGAUGAGUACCGAUGCACCUGCCCUUAUCGAUUCACUGGGAGACACUGUGAGAUUGGAAAGCCAGACUCCUGUGCCUCUGGCCCCUGUCAUAAUGGUGGUACCUGUUUCCACUACAUUGGCAAAUACAAGUGUGACUGCCCUCCGGGCUUCUCUGGACGGCACUGUGAGAUAGCCCCCUCACCCUGCUUCCGGAGCCCAUGUAUGAAUGGAGGUACCUGUGAGGAUCUAGGAACAGAUUUCUCCUGCCACUGCCAACCAGGGUAUACAGGACAUCGAUGUCAGGCAGAAGUGGACUGUGGUCACCCUGAGGAGGUGAAGCAUGCCACCAUGCGUUUCAAUGGAACUCACGUGGGCUCAGUGGCCCUGUACACAUGUGACCCCGGCUUCAGCCUGAGUACCCUCAGCCAUAUGCAUGUCUGUCAGCCACAAGGUGUCUGGAGCCAGCCUCCCCAGUGCAUUGAAGUAGAUGAGUGCCGGUCUCAGCCAUGCCUUCAUGGAGGCUCCUGCCAGGACCUCAUUGCUGGUUACCAGUGCCUCUGCAGCCCAGGGUAUGAAGGAGUCCACUGUGAGCUAGAGACAGACGAGUGCCAAGCACAGCCCUGCAGAAAUGGAGGCUCCUGCAGGGACCUCCCCAGGGCUUUCAUCUGCCAGUGCCCUGAAGGUUUUGUUGGAAUCCACUGUGAAACAGAGGUGGAUGCCUGUGCCUCCAGCCCCUGCCAGCACGGAGGCCGGUGUGAGGACGGUGGUGGGGCCUACCUGUGUGUGUGUCCAGAGGGCUUCUUUGGCUACAACUGUGAGACAGUGAGUGACCCCUGCUUCUCUAGCCCCUGUGGGGGCCGCGGCUACUGCUUGGCCAGCAACGGGUCCCACAGCUGUACCUGCAAAGUGGGCUACACAGGCAAGGACUGCACCAAAGAGCUCCUCCCACCAACAGCCCUCAGGGUAGAAAGGGUGGAGGAGAGUGGCGUCUCCAUCUCCUGGAGCCCACCUGAGGGCGCCACGGCCAGACAGGUGCUGGAUGGCUAUGCAGUCACUUAUGCCUCCUCGGACGGAUCUUCCCGGCGCACAGACUUUGUGGACCGGAGUCGCUCCUCUCACCAGCUCCGGGCCCUAGCAGCUGGCCGUGCCUACAACAUCUCGGUUUUCUCAGUCAAGAGAAACACAAACAACAAAAACGACAUCAGCAGGCCUGCAGCACUGCUCACCCGCACCCGACCCCGCCCCAUUGAAGACUUCGAGGUCACCAACAUUUCAGCCAAUGCCAUCUCAGUGCAGUGGGCUCUUCACAGGAUCCAGCAUGCCACUGUCAGCAGGGUCCGAGUGUCCAUCCUCUACCCUGAGGCCUCUGUGGUCCAGUCCACUGAGGUGGACAGGAGUGUGGACCACCUCACAUUUGGGGACCUGAUGCCAGGGAGAAGAUACAGUGUGCGGCUAACCACCCUCAGUGGGCCUAGAGGAGCUGAAUAUCCUACUGAGAGCCUGGCCUCAGCUCCUCUGAACGUGUGGACCAGGCCUUUGCCUCCAGCAAAUCUGACUGCCUCUCGGGUCACAGCUACCUCUGCCCAUAUGGUCUGGGACACCCCCAGCCCAGGUAUCUCACUGGAGGCUUACGUCAUCAAUGUGACCACCAGUCAGAGUACCAAGAGCCGCUACAUCCCCAAUGGGAAGCUGGUGUCCUAUACAGUGCGUGACCUGAUGCCAGGUCGGCGGUACCAGCUCUCAGUUACAGCUGUGCAGGGCACAGAGCAGGGCCAGCUGCACAGCGAGCCUGCACAUCUCUACAUCAUCACCUCCCCCAGGGAUGGCACUGACAGACGCUGGUACCAGGGAGGACACCACUCACGGAUGCUCAGAAAUAGACCAGCCCCUGUGCGCCUGCCAGAGCUGCGCCUGCUCAAUGACCACAGUGCCCCUGAAAUACCAACUCAGCCACCCAGGUUCUCAGAGCUUGUGGAUGGAAGACGAAGAGUGAGUGCCAGGUUUGGUGGCUUGCCCAGCAGAGCAGUAACUGUGAGAUCACAACCCACCACUCCGAUGCCGCUCAAGAACACAGAGGCUCCUGAGCAGGUCCAUCUGGCCCUCCAGCUACCCAAGAACAGCAGCAAGGACACAGAAAGUACCCCUGGCAGCUGUUCAGAAGAUGCCUGUCAGAAUGGAGGCACCUGUGUCCCAGGUGCCAAUGCCCACAGCUGUGACUGCAGGCCUGGGUUCAAAGGCAGACACUGUGAGCUUGCCUGUGAAAAAGUGCCCCGCCCCUGCACAAGGCUGUUCUCUGAGACCAAGUCAUUUCCUGUCUGGGAAGGAGACAUCUGCCACCAUGUGUAUAAAAAAGUCUACAAAGUUCACCAGGACGUGUGCUUUAAGGAACGCUGCCAGAGCACAAGCCUCAAGAAACCCAGACAGGAAACAAAGUAACAGUCAAACACUGAAGAAAUCUUAAGAUACAUUCUCCUUCAUACUGUUGAGAACUGGAGACACCAUCACACCCAGCACCUUGGACACCCCAGGUCCUUUAUCAGACACUGAUGGCAAAAACUCAGUACUGUGCUAUUACAGACCCAACCAGGAAGGUUCCAGAGUUUCCUGUCUUUAGCCUCCCAAAAGACAUAACCUGGUCUGACCUUGCAUAUGAAUCUAAUUUCAGGUGGAAAUGAGUCUCUCAAGGGAAAUGCAGACCAGUUACAAUGAGGCACAAAAAUCACCUGGUCCCUUCAGGACUGUGGGCCUGGGUGGAUGGAUCAAGGAUGCCAAACAAUCCUAGGGGUGCUGGGAAGGACCUAAAGAAGUACCCCCAAGCACUACUAAUAGCAUUCUACUGGUAGACUAGGGCGGGAGCCUUGCCAUGUAACCUGCGGGUGAUCCUAAGUACAGCUCUCACUGGGAGAGCUGUAAUGGACCCUGGACUAAGCACGAGUAACCCUGAAAUGAAAGAAAUGUUGCCUGUUUGAUCCAGCAUUCCCCACCCACCUCCCCAUGCAUAAACGCAUUGGAUUUUUUUUUUUUCACAACAGUCUGGAAAAUACUGGGUUACACUACAGAAAUCCCUCUAUAGCUGAGCUCAGCCCCAUACUGACUUAUUGAUGGGACAUCAGUUGGAAACGACAGACUGGCUGGCUGGAGACAAUUUACUCCUCUCCCUUGGAGGAGCCAGAACAGUACAUCUUUCCAGUGGUGGAAGAGAGACAUAUCUGGAAACCUGCCACUUCAGGAGUGACUAUCACCUUUCUCUUCUACAGUGUAGGACAUGAAGGAGAAAUGUCACUCAAAGGCCUAAGAACAAGCAAAACCAAUGGAGUUCUAGGUGAAGGUCAUCCUAAGUACAGUAGCAGGCAGAGUGUUGGCACAGACCAAGCUCAGGGUAUCAGGAGAGCAGGCUCUCAGACAGGCCUAAGCAGCAGGGCCUGUGCAUCUUGACCAUUUCAGAUCUGAAAACCCUGCAGCAGGAACAGCUGACAAGACUCCAGUCCUGUCUACUCAACAGCAUCACCUUUUCACCUCAGCCCCCAAGAAUGCACACAAAACACCCUCCCACACUUGUGAGUAACUUAAUUCUGGCAAAGAUGAAAAAUCCACAAAUUAUUUGGUUUAAAAAUAUUUAUAUGGCAAUAAGUCUCUUGAAAUAUUAAUGCAUCUUUUAAGAACUCACUCAGAAAACCCAUUUUUAUAAAAAAAAUAAACGAGAAUCCCUAGAUACUUAUGACAUAAUGGCUUAUAGAAUACCUAUUCUCAGAGCAACACACACAUCACACACACUCCUCUCUUUCUGAAGAAAACCACCAGAAUUCACCAGCCACAACUGCCCUGAGAAAACGAACAGUGCCAUCCCCAGCAAAAGAAAGGCAGCAGAGGACCAGCAAGCAGCCUACUGAUUCAAAUGUAAAGCCUCAGGCUGAGUACGAGUGUCCUCAGCGGUGCGUGUUCCCUUCCAUCCCUCCUUGCACCACAGACAGCUAGAAUUCUGGCUCCUAGGGAACAGGGCUUGCUGUCUCCAGAAAGACCAUGGAUAUAAAGAGGAGUGUGCCUCGGCUCACUGUCACUCCAGGACCAGCACGUGCUGGUAACAUGGCCCACCUCCAGGAUUUCCAAAACCCAGGAAGAUGAGGUCCAAAACUUAAAAGCCAAGCCUGGCUGAAGGCAGUCCCCUGAGAUCUCUGUCCUCAGAUUUCCAGUAAAGACAGCCAGAGGUGCACACCCAAGGACUCCUGCCAGGGAAGCACUGAAGUACCUGUCAUCUCAACCCAGGCUGCUGUUUCUGCAGCUCUCGUCAGUUCCUCUGUGGGGAGUUACCUGGGUUACCAGGCUCUGUGAGUGAUGCUUCUGUGCUCAGAAACCCACCCCCAGAUCCCAGUGCCAGAGAAGUGACCCUUGAACCCCCAAAACAUGGAGAAGGGAAAGACUCAGCUUUUACGAGAGCUGCUAGAAAGGCUGUGUGGAAAUAGAUGGGCUCAACCUGCUCUCCUCGUUCAUACUGACCUAAAGAAGUGCUAAUUACUACUAUGGUGGACUCUAGACACUCGGUCUACAACUCAGGGGUGGCAGGGCAGACAUGCUUAGGCAGGAUUCUGGGCUUCGAUGAUGGAAUGACCUCUCUGGCACACACCUGACCCUGCUACUGUCCUACCAACAUGGUCACAGAUGUAGACAGCACAGCUGUAUGCUAAUGAAACGUCAUUUACAGAAACAGGCAGUAGGCCAUAGCUGGCUUAUAAGACGAUCUAGACCCCAGCCUUCUGUGGAGAAAGCCAUCUCCUGAAUGACAAGUCACCAUCAAGACUUAAAAGACCCCUGAACUUUCAUAGAAGAAAAGCAAUCAAGAUCCUUACUCAGGAACCUAAGAUAUACUUACACCACAGAGCAGGAACAGCUAUUUGUUCAAAUCUGAAGGCAGCACAUAGUGACACAGGGCAGCCUGGCUCCAGGAGACAGGGUCCAAGGUUUCUUAUAAUCUGUACCUCAAGUAGAUGGCUGUGGGCCACCAAAAUGAAAAUACUUUACACACCCUCCGCUUUCUACCCCACUCCCAACAAGGCUCUAAGCAGCUGUCUUCUCCCUGCAGUGACUUCACAAUCAGAAAAGCCAAACACACCUUGAUUCCUUGAGAGCAGAGCUGACUGGAAAUCUAGCACCAAGAACUACAUCCUGACCAGAGAGGCCUCCUGCCCUCCAUAGUUCAUAAAAACAUACUUUGAAGCAUAACAUUUUAAGUUUUAUUCUCACUAAAAAAUUCUGAGCCUAUGUAUUACAUUUUUUUUUCUUUUUCAAGGAGGGGCAGUCACAUCAAAAACUCACUACUGUACCUUAGAUACCCCGCUAGAGAUCUGGAGACCACAUAAGCUACAGCCUUAACAGUGAACGGCAAGACCAAGUGGCAUCACUGGAAACACAGAUGGAAUCUUUGUACUAUACCUCAGGACUCUCACCCACCAAGCUAUGCUGCCACAUUCACGUUUCCAGUUGGAGCCUGUUUUAAACAAGAGCCAAUUGUGUGGCACUGUCAGGCAAUCACUCCAAAGUGGAGUGGAGAAAGACUUGCUGGUGCUGAGGAAUUAGUGUACAAAAUUCCAAACAUGCCAUCUCUGCUUUCUUACAUGCCUUUCUUAUGCAGAAUAAUUAAAUCCCUCAAAACAAUCAGUGUCCACUUGGGAAAUGUUACAGUGGAAUCAGCAAACAGACAAGGUGUAGGUUUAUUUUUGUGUCAAACUGAAGAAGCAACCAUGAGUUUUGGGCUCAUCAUUUGCUAAUCAAAACUGAAGACAAGCAGAUAUCUAAUUGAGCUCAGGGUUAGGUUUCUAUUCAGUUCUGAUGGAGCCCACGGCCAGACACCCAACAUUCAGGGAAAGGGGAGCUCACAUGAAGGCCACAGAAUGGAAGAGUAAGGGGCAAAGAAUGGAUCAUCAUUCUCCAACAGUUUGUCCACAGCCAACAACAGGCAGAAGGCCUUCCCCUUCUCCACUGCCUAUGGGAUGUCAGGGUAAACAGGAUGGUUUGCUGUGUCCUGCUUUCUGUGGAGAGUCCAAUAGGCAAGGUCAUGGCCUUGCCAGGAAGUGAGCCUGCCUCACUGACUGUGUGCUGGGGAAUCUUGGAAUGACUGCUUUUCUUUGAGAACACCCUCCUCUUUGCAGUCAGGCUCCAGACAAGUCAAAAGCCUCCUCACCUUGGUGCUGGUUCCUCACAAAAUACACCCUAGAUCCAGCAAGAUCUCUAGACAGAAAUAAAUAUAUCAGGUCCACAUUUGUUAUAGUCACAGUACUUCUGUGGGCCAGGUCUCUGAGCAGUUUCUCAGCUUUGGCAUUGCUUUGUGGACCUGAUCAUGCAUGUAGGGUGCAAUGUAUGAUAUUUUAUAGCAUCCUUGGCUCUGACCACAAGAUCCUGCAGCCAUGACACAUAAAAAACAUCCCCAAAGACUAUCAGAUGUCUGGAGGAUCAAGGUCAUCCUUAUGUAAGCACUGGAUUCAGUCUAAACACAAGGCCUACAUUGGGGUUUCAUGUGACUGUUAAAUGUCACCAAAUGGGGGAAAGAUACUACCAAGCACUCCUAACUUUGGUCCUGCCACCAAAAAGCUUUCUACAUCACCAAGCCUAUGCAGUUUCCCGAGGACAGCCACAGACAACCUUCCAGGAGGCCUGUUCUCUGCCCCUCCGAGCCUGAGCUCCAUCAAAGGAGGCCUCUGCUCAAGCUCACCUAAUCCUAGCCCCAGUACGCCACGUGGCUCCACCCCACUCACCAUGCUGCCCAGUGCUGUCAGUGCUGGUCUCUGAGCAGCUUACUCUUUAGCAUAGACUACAGAGCCAGGGAUAGGAGGCCUUAAAGUGGCAACCAGCCACGAACCAACAUGAAGGCCAACUUGCCCAAGCAGGAAGGAUCAGCAACUGACAGAGAAACGUUUUGCUAGUCUGACAACUGUGUGACUAAAGGACACAUUACUAACCAACUGCCUUUCACUCUGCUGUACACUCAACAUGUCAGAAGGCCAGGAAAUGGUGUCGGAUUAAGAACAUUGCCUAUUGUGUGGAAACCUGCUACUUGUUUUCAUUAAAUAAAGUGCUAUGACAUACUAACUCUCAA